AUGACUAGAACCGUUUCCGAUUUGAAAACAAUCAGCUCAUCGACACUCCAUUCGUGGCUACUCCAAGGGAAGUCGAAGCACGGGAAGUUCCAAGUGGUAGACGUGCGAGAUUCAGACUAUGUAGGGGGCCAUAUAAGGUCCAGCUACAACUAUCCGGCCGCCAAUUUCCAUUCGACGUUGUUGGAGCUCCAGCAGAGGUUGUACAAACAGCAAGUUUCCGAUGUGGUGUUUCAUUGCAUGUUGUCACAAGCGCGAGGCCCCAAGGCUGCUCUAAUGUUUCUACGUGCUAUCGACGAUAUUGCCGAUCCUGCCAUGAAGCGGUAUUUCAUGGAUCAUGUCCAUGUCUAUAUUUUGAAGGGCGGGUUUAGCCAUUGGCAAGGUGAAUAUGGCCUGGAUCCGAACGUCACUGAGGAUUAUGCUGCUGAUAUCUGGAGUUGA
Lodderomyces beijingensis is the source of this 438-nucleotide messenger RNA. Lineage: Eukaryota; Fungi; Ascomycota; Pichiomycetes; Serinales; Debaryomycetaceae. The record is from the annotation of a GenBank genome assembly.